GAGCGUUAAAAGGAGGAGAGAGCAAGACAGGGAGCAAGUGGAAGACAGACGAGGAGCUCACUCACAUUUUGAUAGAGAUAGAGACAAACUUUUGCAAACAGCAGACAGCGUGAUGGCUGCCAGCAGGGACCUGCCUUUCCCCCUGGUGAUCGUUUGCCUGGUUCUCAUCAGAGGUUACUUUUCCCUGCCUACGACAUCACGAGUUGCAGGCACAAAUCCCACAAGAUCUCUGGCACCACAUGGGUUUUCGACUAAGGCCGUUACACUUCCUGCUGAUGAUUACUCUCAAUAUGAAGACCCAGUCACCCCUGCUAUAAAUACUAAAGUGCUUUCAAAUGCAGGACCCCAUGAGCGAUGCAACUACGAUCCCUGUCGCGAGAGUCAGGUCCCCUGUCCUGAUCUAGCAGCCCGCACCAGCUGCUUGUGUCCAGGGUUCACUUUAUACAAUGAAGUUCCAGAGGCUCCAAGACUGAAAUCAGUGGCUUGGAACGGGUCAGAGGUCGUCAUUCAGUGGUGUGCACCCAAUUCAUACGUCACAUCUUACGUUGUGACAGUAGGAGGGGAAGAGGCGCAGACGUUUGAGAAGGACAGAAGGAGUGGCGGAGUGGGAGACAUCGACCACAUCGCAAAAGUUUGUGUGGCUGCGGUGAACGGUGCUGGAGAAGGUGAAAAGGAUUGCCAGAUGUACCAUCCCAGUGACAGCAGUCUGCCGCUCAAAGCGGGACUCAUCGGGGGAGCUCUGGGGCUCCUGCUGCUCCUCCUGCUGGGCGUCCUGCUCUGGAGGCACAAGAGGCAAAGGAAACAGGAAGCCAGCAUCUCGAUGCAUGACACAGCAGGGACACAGUGAACAGAUAACAGAGCAAGGCUGGACGCUCACUGAGAUAAGACUGUCCCAUGAGACUCCUCAUCACGGUUAAUUAACUGUGAGUACAUUAUUGCGUCCAAGGUUUUUAGCACAAAGAGGCCUUCUUAAAAUACAGACGGGAACAAAGUCCCUCACCCCAACAAGAAGAUAUGUGACUGGUAAUGUUCAUUGGCUAAUUCUUGUUUCAUAUUGAAAACCCCUCGGUGAAGGGUUAAAGGAAGUUCCCACAUCUGUGAUUUGAAAACCAGCUACAGAAAAACAUUGCACAUAUUCACUACACAUGAAAAACCACAGGGUAAUUUGUGACCCAGUUUAUAUAUUAAUUUUUUUAAUAUACUGUUUUACCUAAAAUAUGUUACGGUUGCAAACUAUUAUGAUCUACUCUAGCUCUUUUUAAACUCAUGUCAGUAGUUGUUACAGAUUGUUAACUAGUAUGUAAAUGUGUAUCCUUUGGAUGCACAUCAUUUGGGACAAUUUUGACUUGUUAGUCAAAAUAACCAUAUUUUAGUUUGGGUAAAUACCCUCAAAAAUAACACUAAGGCAGGGUUACUCGCAAAAGUUCACUCAGUAUUGACCAAAACUGGCUCCAUUUCAACCCAGUGAUUUUCACUGUGUAUGUUUUCUGAAGAAAAAAAAAUAAAUCCGGAAGACAAAUAAGAAUGUUGUAAGAAAGAUAAUGUGAAUUUGGUCCCUUUUUGAAUUUCAAACAUUAGCUGUUUGACUUUAAGGAACAUCCCAGCCUGUAGUCCUUGCUCGUUGAAAAAGUCAUUGAAAAAACAAACAAACAUGCAGUACCGUAGUUUAUUAGUAUUUAUUUAUUUAUUGAUUUCAGGGAAUUUGUCUUAUUUCUCAAAAACUAUCUAAAGCCAAGGGUCCCAUGAAAACCAUGUAGCUCCAAAACAUCAGCUUUCAAUGGGCUAAGAAAGACAUUUUCAGGUUUGUGUAAAUGCAUUUUCCUGUAAUCCAAGGAGUUGUUUCAUGAUUUAAGACGGAUACUUUAUUAAUCCAGAGGGAAAUUAAGACACUACACAAUAUAUGCAAAGACAGAGAUACACAUAUGGAUAGAAAAAAUACAUAAAAAGAAUAAAAACACAGCAGUGAAAUGAUAGUCUGGUCCUGUGACUAGUCAUAUGCUUAUGAUGGCGGUGCAAAUUUGUGGUUGACAGUGCAGGUAUUACAGUGUAAGGUGAUUAAAUUAAAGUGUAAGAGCACUGCAGAAGUAAUUUGCUAUGGAUGAUAUGAAUAAAUAAAUAUACGUACAGAUACCAGUGCAGAUACAGAUUUAUUCAAAUUGCUGAGACCAUAAAGAACCAUUCAAUCCAUAAGUUUAUCUAAAUAAUUUAAAAUCAAAUUUGGAGAUACAUGCUUUUCUAUCAGCAGUGAGGAGGGAAAUAUGGAUAUAGACGCACAUAAUUUGUGGUCAUGUUAGAAUAAUUUAAUCGUAGGGUUAGGUAGAGGUUGUUAAAACAUCCAAGAAAAAUGUGUGUGGUGGUGUUUUGCUUAAAACUCUCUGUGAGAGUUCCUCUGUUUAUGUAUUUAAUUAAAGUGUGAAUGGAUUGCUUGUAGUUUUAAGGACUUAAAUGCUGUGCUGUGUUAUGUGCUGUAUUUAUUAUGAACAUUGGUUUGUUGCCUUGUUACGAGUUCAGAGUUGAUCUGACAGGUUUCCUUAAACUAAUAAAAGUUUGGAGAAACAAACUGAGUCUAAAGCACACAAAAUGAGACUGAUUGCACAAACUGUCAGUACUGUUUAUGUAUGAUAAAGGUCUGAGUAUUUAAGCAUCAUUUCCGUAAUUGCUCUUGCACCAGUGUGUCAGAAUAUGUGGUCACUGAACAGCUUUGGGAUGGGUGUGUUUUUUUCCAUCUGUCUCAUUGUCGGAAGUUGUGUCAGCAAGCACAAGUGUUGAGAGCUUUCUCCAGCUGUCAUACAAUAGCCUUUUCCCCGGAUAUGGAUUUUGUGAAGCUUGUCUCGUUCCAGCUGAGACUUCCAGUCAUCCAGCAGCACUGGGCUGGUGAGAAGCUUCAGGCUUUCUUUCUUUUUUUUGCCAUGAUGAAAAAGAGAAGAAAGUCCAAUAUUUAAAUCCCCCCCAGUUUAUCUCAUGUUCAAGCUUCCAUCUGCAUGUCUCGCAGCCAUGUUAUAAUUCCUUUUUGCUCUGGCUGCUGCUGCCACAGAGUUGUUCCACUGCUCCUGGCGUCUCUCUUACUCCAACUGCACUGCACAACUUACAUCGCGCAGAGCUGCACGGAAGUCAGCUAACAUCUGUAAUUUGGAGACACAACAGAUUGUUCAUUUCAGUCGCUGAAAUGGCCUCAAGAUGUUGCUUUUGUGACACAUAUUCAGGCUGAGUGCAGUCACUCUCAAACUGGGAGGGAAAUCUUGACAUGAAUGAGCCAGUGAGAGAUGAAAUGCAAAAACAUGGGCGGACACUAUGAUGUGGAAGGAACAGCCUGUUGUAAUGUACAACCAGAGCAAUGCAUGGUACCAGAACAGCACAACAUGUAUUUAUAUGUCUUAUUUCAAAAUGAAUGUGGU
Molecule: messenger RNA, 3395 nt
Organism: Epinephelus moara (kelp grouper)
Lineage: Eukaryota; Metazoa; Chordata; Actinopteri; Perciformes; Serranidae
Product: leucine-rich repeat neuronal protein 4
Exons: 2
Coding region: 113-847 (244 amino acids)
Molecular function (GO): protein binding
Source: RefSeq, a predicted model, not a curated record